Molecule: messenger RNA, 159 nt
Organism: Phytophthora sojae
Lineage: Eukaryota; Oomycota; Peronosporomycetes; Peronosporales; Peronosporaceae
Exons: 1
Source: RefSeq, a predicted model, not a curated record
UCAACGGAUGACGUGGAUGACUUUAUUGCUGCCCGCCCAGUCAAGGAGAUGUAUGAUGUCUACAAGAAGGUUUUCGACGACACGGCGACCAAAGAAGAUAUCCACGAAUAUGUCUGGAUGCUGCGAUGGCUCCAAACCUCCAUGGAACUGUCCAAGGUA